UGAACCGUCGCCUUUUAUAAUAAUUCUACCAAAUUCUACAGAACCUGAUGGUGCAAUAAUAAUAAUAAUAAUAAUCAUAAACACAUUAUUGACUUGCCUGUUAUCUGUGAGUUCUAAUCUAACUAAAUGCUAAUAAAAGAAAGAAGCAGAUUCGUCCCUGCCAUUUAUGGACAUACUGUAUAUGAAUUCAAAUUACAAAGCACAGACACAUAUGAAAGUGCCUGGUCCCUCCCCGCCCCCCCAGAAGAAACUGGUAAUCCUGGUUAAUCUGUGUCUCUACUGAAAGGCUGCAGCCAUGGCCACACCGGACCAGGGGUUAUUGAAUUUAGGGCUUUCAAACGUCACCAGUCCACCAUCUAAUAUUUUUACCAACAGAAGAGGUGAUGACCUAAGAUAUAGGUCUGCUCCAGAUGAGUUCACCACAAGACAAUGUCUUAGGCAACGAAGUCUACGAGAGCGUCUCCAGAUGAUCAGAGACAGAGAGAAGGCAGCGCAGCAUCACAACCGGCAGCUGAUGCAGCAGUUUGAAAAAGCCCAGGAAACUCUGAGGGAGAUGAUGGACAAAACGGCUGCAAUGAAAACAAUCCGGAUGGAGUAUGAGCGGUACCUGGAAGAGAACUAUCCCCGCUGGCAGCAGCAACUAAAAAUAAAAACUGAAGCUGCUCAAAGGAAGAUGAUGGAGGAUUGUUUGAAAAUAUGUAUGAGGAACACCGAGGAACAGGCCAGGUUGGCUGUGGCGCACGACUUAGCAUUGCAAGGUCAGGAAGGAAAUUCUGGGAGAGAUUCUCCAUGUGGAACGUCCCAAAAUUGCCAGUCUGUCACCAACCAAGACGACCAGAGCGGAGCUCAAGCUCACCCUGCUCAACAUCAGACCAGACUAAGAGUCGAAAGUGACCGUCCAUUCCUGCAAGGCAGAGGCCGGCCGGAUCACACCAGUCCCAUGUGGGCGAUGGACCUGGCCACAGGCGCAAAAGCACUGCUGCAUCACCUGAACACACCAGAGCCUUUAGAGGGAGGUCUGUCAUGUGACGAGUUGGACACCCAACCAGUUCGGCUGCGAUGGAGCUCUGCAGGAAGUGGCCAUGACUCCAGGCGGAGGAUGAGUGAAGACAGAUGUGAAUCCCUGGGGAGGAAUCCAAGCGGCUCUCAGCGAUCCUCAUCGAGCUCGAGUAAAAUGCUGGUCUCACCGGGCCAACACUCCGAAACAGCAGAGAGCAGAAGGCUGCUGGGUGUAGAGUGGAGAGGUGAAAGUGUAGGGGACAAUCAGCUGAGUAGUGAAGGGCAAUCAGAGAGAAGCAGCCAGGAAUCAGCCUGUUCCGGAGUGAAGCAGGGAGAUGGAGUCACAGAAGAGCAGCAUGGAGGCAGCAGAAGGGAGGAAGAGGAGGAAGAAGAGAGUCUGGCGGAGAGUGAUGAGGUUUCAUUAGGAAGAAGCACAACAGAGGAUGAAGACACGGAGGAAGACCUGGAUGAGCACGAGGGCGAGGAGUUGAAGUCGGGUGAGGAUGAAAAGAUUGUGUUGAGAGAAAGGAGUGAGAAGUUGGAAAAGAAAAAAGAGAGUAAUGAAGAGGAGGAAGAUGGAAAAGAGUGUGAUGACGCUGAGGGAGAGGGAGAUGAUUCUGACGAUUGCAUCGUGGCACCAAAGACAAGGUGUAAAGAGCUAAAGGGCAUCAGCGAAGAGGCCUCUGAAUCUGAAGACAAAGACUCAAGUGAAGGAGAUUCAGACGAGUCUAGCGAUGAGGACAUCGAGCGGCUCCUGGCACCGCGGCAACACGCACAAAAAGACUCGGAAGAAAGAUCCAAAGCGGUCCGCAACAAGCUCUUCCAGGUGGGACGGAGCGAGUCCCGGAAGUCGGACCCUCCAAGUGACCCUGACAGUUUUUAUGACUGAUGGGGCCUCCAUCAAAAGACAGUUAGAGUAGCUGUUCCUGAUGUACCACUUUUGUUAUUGUUUCUUGCAAUGUAACAUAUUAUCCAGCACAUGCUCAUUCAUUAGAUUGUAAAAUGGAAUUCUACCUCCUGAGUGGCUCUCUAUAAACACAAAUGCAGUAAAACCAAUGAGGUACAAAACAGUUUAUUUAUGAUGCAUUAUUCAUGUAAAGAAACAAUGCCCAAAAAUAAAACCAACAUUGAACAUGUUUGUGAGGAAACCCUUUUUUUUAAACAUAUUUUACAUCAUUAAUACAGUAUGAUCAAACUACAAUAUCGAAUCUGUCCUUCGGUUAAAUCUUCACCACCUGAGCAGCCAAACAGGGAGUGGAUCUCUUCCCACCCUCCGUCGAGCGGCUGUGCUGAAUGAGCAGCCGCCCGUAGGUUCCGCCCACCUGUCCUUUUGUGAGACGCCCGGGAUUGACACACACGCAGCCAACCACAUCCU
Synchiropus splendidus (mandarinfish) is the source of this 2374-nucleotide messenger RNA. RefSeq lists its product as uncharacterized. The record is from RefSeq and is a predicted model, not a curated record. The transcript has 11 exons. Bases 296 to 1888 code for a protein of 530 amino acids. Lineage: Eukaryota; Metazoa; Chordata; Actinopteri; Syngnathiformes; Callionymidae.